Gymnodraco acuticeps is the source of this 2432-nucleotide messenger RNA. Its product is annotated as ATP-sensitive inward rectifier potassium channel 1-like. Gene Ontology annotation, cellular component: plasma membrane. Gene Ontology annotation, biological process: regulation of monoatomic ion transmembrane transport; potassium ion import across plasma membrane. The transcript has 2 exons. Gene Ontology annotation, molecular function: ATP-activated inward rectifier potassium channel activity. NCBI's taxonomy places the organism in Eukaryota, Metazoa, Chordata, Actinopteri, Perciformes, Bathydraconidae. The record is from RefSeq and is a predicted model, not a curated record. The coding region runs from base 197 to 1318 and encodes 373 amino acids.
UGACAGUAUAAAACCCACAGGUGGCGGUGAACACGCAUUAUAGGAGGACACACCUUUACUGUCUCAAUCAAUUGUUAAGUAGAAACACACAGACGGAGACAGGGGAAGGUGGAGCUGUGUUUUGCUAUUCAACAACCUUUGGAUGUGCUGCAACCUACUUUCACUUCAAACUGAAGAGGUCGUGGGCUUGUGAAAAAUGUUCGGAUCUCUGAACAAAUAUAUCAAUGGCUGCUUGGCGAGGCGAAAAAUCCACAGGAACAGACUAGUGACCAAAGACGGUCGCUGCAACAUUGAAUAUGGAAACAUCAAGUACAGCAACCACUUAUCCUUACUGGCUGACUUCUGGACCACCUUUGUUGAGAUCAGGUGGCGUUUUGUCCUCCUGAUCUUCAUCGCCUCGUUCACCCUCAGCUGGUUCCUUUUCGGCCUGCUGUGGUACUGGAUAGCCCGCAGUAAUGGAGAUCUACCCUGGCAAAACCCCAAACUAGACCACUCUCCAUGUAUUGAAAAUAUUUUUGGACUGACCACAGCGUUUCUCUACUCCCUAGAAACCCAGACAACCAUUGGGUAUGGAGGCCGAUCGCUCACCCAUAACUGCCCAGGUGCUGUGGCCCUUCUUAUUAUCCAGUCCCUCCUUGGAGCCAUUAUUAACUGCUUCAUGUGUGGACUGAUCCUGUCCAAAAUCUCUUUACCCAAAAAGCGAGCAAAGACCAUCUCAUUCAGUAACAUGGCCGUCAUCAGCAUCAAAAAUGGUUCUCUUUGCCUGUCAAUGAGAGUGGCCAACCUGCGCAAGACCCUAAUGAUUGGAAGCCAGAUCUACGGCAAGCUGCUGAGGACAACAAACUCACCUGACGGGGAGACAAUCAUCAUGGACCAGGUGAACAUCGACUUCAUAGUGGAUGCCGGGAAGGACAACCUCUUCUUUGUGUGUCCCCUCAUGCUCUACCACAUGAUUGACAAGAGCAGCCCAUUCUUCGAGAUGGCGGUGGACACGCUCCAUAAACAAGAUUUUGAGCUAGUAGUCUUCCUAGACGGCACAGCAGAGUCCACAAGCUCUGCCUGCCAAGUUCGGACCUCGUUUAUUCCUCAGGAGAUCAUGUGGGGCUACAACUUCCUACCUAUCAUCUCCAGAAACAAGGAGGGCAAGUACAGAGUAGAUUUCUCCAACUUUUCCAAGGUGGUGCCAGUGGCCACCGCACACUGUGCCUACUGUUACCACAACAUCAAGGGUCACCAUCACCACUCCAGAGAUGGACAUGACAACCAGGGCUUUGAUGUGAUCAAUAUCGAUGACCCCCCCAGUGUCACUAAGAUGUAAGACGCAUUGCAAUGAACAGUAGAAACUGUUACGGCCCGUCCACACUACAGCUUCAAAAAAAGCUUGGAGCUGGGCGUGUCUGAAGCUCGACCAACAACCAAUCACAUGAAUCUCCCGCCCCUGACACACAAGCAGCGGUUUGAUUGGCUAGAGCUUGUACUGGCAUAUGAUUUGAUUGACUGACGCUUCCACCGAAAGCUUCAGAAGCUUCAAAAGUUGAAGAUUGCUCAACUUUUGCAGCAUGAAACGCCAGGAAAGCUCCGCUCUGCUUCCCACAAUGCAGUUCGGCGAAAAGUGACGUCACCCCAUUCAAAGUGAAUGGGCAGACGCGUUGGAAACCGUUUUUGAAGCUGUCGAAGCUGUAGUGUGGACGGGCCGUUAACCUCCCAUCAACCUGCUUAUUUGUUAUUCUAUUGUGUUAAACAUAGAUUAGAAAGCCGUCUGUGGGUCAGAUGCAGAACUUGUAUUUAAAAACCACACCUGUCACUGUCUGAUGACAAAAAAACCUGUUCUCAAAAGUGAGGUCAGGCCAUGGAAGAUUGUGAAGCUACAAUUCAACAACAGAAACAGAGUUUUCCCAAAUACUCUCCUCGGGGAUUAUACAUUGUGUGCAUUUAAUUUAAAUGAAGAUGAUUGGUUCGUAUUUACCUCUGGCUGCAGAACAGGUUUACUGAGUAUAAAGAGGCUGAAUAACUAUGCAAAUGUUUUGCCCCGUGAAUAAAUCCUUCAAUUACUUGAAGGACCAACAUUGAAGGCCAUGCUUUUGACGAGGGUGAAGAAAAUAUAUGGUGGUUCUUUUAAUAAUGCAUGCAGCCUGCUGUACACAGAGACACUUCGACUUGAACCAUUAGAGUAUGUUUAACUAUUCAGACAUCGAGGCACUAGUAAAGGGCCGGGCUCAGGGGCCACUCCUUUCAAACAGUGGGUGAUUUACUUGUGCUUUUCUACUUGAGUGAACACAUUGCUAGAGAAAAUCACUGUCCGGAAACACUUAAAAUAUGCCUGCAUGCAGCACUGACUUUAGUACGGAAAUCAAUUGUCUAUGUUCUUGUUACGUUUUGUUUUGUUUUUUAUCUCAGGGGAAGUAAAUUAAAGGCUAUUUUUUAAUAAAAAA